Messenger RNA from Nezara viridula (southern green stink bug), 4188 nucleotides. Lineage: Eukaryota; Metazoa; Arthropoda; Insecta; Hemiptera; Pentatomidae. The record is from the annotation of a GenBank genome assembly.
GUAUUCUAUACUUAAACAUUUUGUCGUAAUCCAAUGAAUGUCUCAUCAAUGAAAACAAUGAAAUUCGCUAAGCAAGAAGUCAGUGAUAGAGAUAGUAAAUCAUCUGAGAGUGACUUUGAUGAAGAUGAUGAUCCAGACAAAAUUGAAGUACCAGGUGGAGGAAAGGAUCUUGCUACUGCCUUUGCCAUUACUCCUCAGGCUGAAAGUAAACAACUGAAAGAUGCAUCUAUCAACAAUUUAAAACCAAAAUUAGAACAAAAUAACAAAGGAAAGUUGCCUAGUGGACUGAUUAUGAAAGAUGUAUCACCUGGCUAUGAAAUGGUUAGGACACCUUAUAAUCCAUUGCAAUCUACUGCAAACAUGCUUGGUGCUUUGGGUUUUCCGUCUUCUGUAGGCUAUCCUUCAAUGGUAUCUACAAAUCCUGCUCAGUUUCUUCAGCAAAGUUUGGAAAUGGCUGGCUUGACUGGCUUGACGGAUCCAAGUUUACUUUAUGCAAAUAUGGGUGGCAUAAAUCCUAUGGUAUUGCAAGGUAAUGGAGCUUUAAUUAAUCAUUUAAUGGCCCAGAAGAACCCUUUUCAUGCAAAUCAAGCCAAUUGGAUGAAUGCAAUGAUGAAUAAUAAAACUCUUUCAAAUUUUUGGAUGAAUUCAGAUAUUAAGAUGCCAUUGGUAACAGCAGAAGAAGAAGAUAAUGAAGAUGAAGACAUGGGAGUCGCAGAAACGUAUGCUGAUUACAUGCCUCCUAAAUUGAAAUUAGGAAAAAAGCAUCCUGAUCCAGUUGUAGAGACAGCUUCCCUAUCAAGUGUAGAGCCAACUGAUGUCUGGUAUCAAUUAUCUAUUCCUGAAAGUACUAUUUCGACUGGAUCCCUCUCAGCCUUACAAUUGGAAGCUAUUACUUAUGCAUCUCAACAACAUGAGCAUUUUCUGCCUGAUGGUAGUAGGGCUGGAUUUCUGAUAGGUGAUGGCGCUGGUGUUGGAAAAGGUAGAACAAUAGCUGGUAUGAUAUAUGAAAAUUAUUUGAAAGGUAGAAAACGUGCCAUUUGGGUCUCAGUAUCCAAUGAUUUAAAGUAUGAUGCUGAAAGAGAUUUAAAAGAUAUUGGAGCUUCAAAUAUCGAUGUUUAUUCAUUAAAUAAAUUAAAGUAUGCCAAGAUAUCUUCAGCAGUUAAUGGUAAUGUGAAGAGGGGAGUGAUUUUUUCUACAUAUUCUGCAUUGAUUGGUGAAUCUACUCAGUCUAGUGGAAAAUAUAAAUCUCGCUUAAAGCAGCUUGUUCAAUGGUGUGGAGAUGAUUUUGAUGGCUUAAUAGUGUUUGAUGAAUGCCAUCGUGCAAAAAACUUAUGCCCUGUAGGUUCCUCAAAACCAACAAAAACUGGUCUAACAGUUUUGGAAUUACAAAAUAAACUUCCAAAAUCUAGAGUUGUAUACGCUUCAGCUACAGGUGCAUCUGAGCCUCGUAAUAUGGCAUAUAUGACUCGUCUUGGAAUGUGGGGUGAAGGAACUCCAUUUCCUGAUUUUACUGAUUUUAUUUCAGCUGUAGAAAAACGAGGAGUAGGAGCUAUGGAAAUAGUAGCCAUGGAUAUGAAGCUUAGAGGAAUGUAUAUAGCAAGACAAUUAAGUUUUCAUGGUGUAGCUUUUAAAAUUGAAGAAGUUCCUCUCAGUCAAGAUUUUGUAAGAAUUUAUGACAACUCAGUGAAACUUUGGGUUGAAGCUAUGCAGAAGUUUCAAGAAGCAGCUGAAUUGAUUGAUGCUGAAAAUAGAAUGAAAAAAACAAUGUGGGGUCAGUUUUGGUCAUCUCACCAGAGAUUUUUUAAGUAUUUGUGUAUUGCAGCCAAAGUGAGAUAUGCUGUUGCAACUGCAAGGGAAGCAGUAAAAUGUGGAAAAUGUGUUGUGAUUGGUUUGCAGUCAACUGGAGAAGCUAGAACUCUUGAACAAUUAGAAAGAGAUGAUGGUGAAUUAACAGAUUUUGUUUCUACUGCUAAAGGAGUAUUGCAGACUCUUGUUGAAAAGCACUUUCCUGCACCUGAUCGAAAUAGGAUCAAUCAGCUUAUAGGAAUUGAUAAGAAAAAGUCGUCUAUGAAUAAUAAUUCAGUUAAUCAUAAUGAAGCAGGCUCAUCUAGUGGAAAGAGAAAGCCAAUUAGACAAGCUGCAGCAAGAGCGGUUAAAAGAGUUAAAGCUGAUUCAUCAGAUGAUUCUGAUGGAGGUUCCACUUCGGGAUCUGAAUUCAAAUUAUCUAUUUCUGAUUCAGCAGAGAGUGAAUUUCAUUCUGAAGAAAGUAAUUUAAGCAGUGAUUUCAAUCCCUUUGAUGAUGACAGUGAUAGUGAAGAUCCGUGGUUAUCAAGGAAAAAGAAGGGGAAAAACUCUAAAAAACCAGUUAAAAAAAAGUUAUCAACCCAAGAAAAAAUAGAUUCAUUAAUAAUAAAGCAAACCAAAGGACAAAUCUCAAACCACCGUGAUCCAUCUGGUAUUCCUGGACAGAUGGCAAUUGAAAGAGCAUGUGGCAUGAAAGAGGAAUUGCUCAGAAAAAUAGAGGAAUUAGGUGAAAGUUUGCCCCCAAACACUCUUGAUCAAUUGAUUGAUGAAUUAGGAGGUCCGGAAAAUGUUGCUGAGAUGACUGGAAGGAAGGGUAGAGUUGUUCAAACAGAGGAUGGCAUUCAGUAUGAAUCUAGAUCAGAAGUUGAUGUCCCACUUGAAACUUUAAAUCUCACAGAAAAACAAAGAUUCAUGGAUGGCUUGAAGGAUGUUGCAAUUAUUUCUGAAGCUGCUAGUUCUGGUAUUUCUCUUCAAAGUGAUCGAAGAGCUAGAAAUCAAAGAAGAAGAGUGCAUAUUACCCUUGAAUUACCUUGGAGUGCUGACAGAGCCAUACAACAAUUUGGAAGGACCCAUAGGAGUAAUCAAGUGAAUGCUCCUGAAUAUAUUUUUCUUAUAUCCGACCUGGCAGGUGAAAGGAGAUUUGCUUCAAUUGUUGCUAAACGCCUUGAAAGUUUGGGAGCUUUAACUCAUGGUGAUAGAAGAGCAACUGAAACAAGAGAUUUAUCUAGAUUUAACAUUGACAACAAGUAUGGCCGAUCAGCUUUAGAGGCUACUAUGCGAACCAUCAUGGGAUAUGAAGCUCCUCUUGUUCCUCCACCUAGUGACUAUGAAGGAGAUUUUAUGAAAGAUGUUGCCGCAGCUUUAGUUGGUGUUGGACUAAUUGUUAACAAUGACACAAACCCUGGAAGUUUGGUCUUGGAUAAAGACCAUAACAAUAUGAGUAAAUUUUUGAACAGAAUACUGGGUAUGCCUGUUGAAUUGCAAAAUAGACUGUUCAAGUACUUUACAGAUACAUUGCAGGCCAUAAUCACUCAGGCUAAGAAAACAGGAAGAUUUGAUUUGGGAAUAUUAGACCUUGGAACAGCUGGAGAAAACGUUAAAAGGGUUAAAGUUUUCAAAUACUUGAGGAAGCAUGUGACAGGAGUUGCUACAACUGAAUUACAUAUAGUUCAUGUUGAAAGGGGUAUGAACUUUGAUGAAGCUUUAGAACGAUGGACACAAUUGAGUGGCUCAAAAGAAGGAUUUUAUUUAUCUCAUCAGAUAAGAAAUGGUAAGCAAACUGCAAUUCUUGCUGAAGCAUUAGAGAGCAGUAGUAGUGGUAAACCUGUAAAAAAAGGAGAAGGAAAAAAAGAUCAAUUAUACACAAUUUACAGGCCUAAUACUGGAUUGCAAAUUAGACAGGAAACACUUGCUGAACUGGAAAAGAAGUAUAAGUUAGUUACUAAAGAUGAAGCAGAACCUCACUGGAAAGAACAAUAUGAUUCAUCUAGCACAGUCUGUUCUCAUGCAUAUUGGAGAGGAAAUUGUAAAAGUGUCACAUUAGGCAUGGACUGUGAAGUAGGUCUGAGAAGAAGAACAUAUUAUGUAUUAUCAGGCUCAGUACUUAGUGUCUGGGCUAGGAUUGAGUCUGUUUUGGCUGCUAAAACAGGCCACAAUUCUAAAAUGCAAGUCAUUCGUCUCAGGACUGCUGAAGGUAUUAAAAUUGUUGGUACAUUAAUUCCUAAAAGCUGUGUUGAAGCUCUUCAAGAAGCUCUUGCUAGUGAUUCUGAAAAAGUGGAUGAAGAAAUAUUUUAGCAUUAAAAAGCAUUGUAGAUAUCAUUUAGAUUUCUUUUUUCUAAUCUAGGUACUUUUUAUAUAUAAAAUGUUUGUAAUUGUAGAAUAAUU